UCAGUGUUUCUCUUCGUGACUGAACGCUUACGUUCUCAUCGUCGUGUCUCCUCAAGUGCGGAAAAUCAGUGCUUUUCCCAAUUUUUUCUUUCCCCAACCAUUUAAAGUUUUUCAAGGACCCAACAUCGAAUAUGUUUUGACCUUUGAUAUGAAAAAAAAAAGUUUUAAGGACUGUUCGGAUGUGGUAAUUUUUUAAAAAUUUUUUGUGCUCAGUGAUGAGACAUUAUAAUGUCAGUGCAUUAUAAGUUUAAAUCCGCCCUUUCGUUUGACACAAUCACAUUUGACGGUCUUCACAUAUCCAUCAGGGACUUGAAGAAAGCGAUUUUACAGCAGAAACAAAUUGGAAAAGCAAGCGACUUCGAUCUACAAAUUACCAACGCACAGUCAAAUGAAGUUUACGAAGAUGACAAUGUUUUAGUUCCAAAGAAUUCAUCUUUAAUUGUAGUACGGGUGCCUUUGACUACUCAGCAGAAAAAAGCGUGUGAAAAAUCAGAUGCUUUACCUGCAUUAGGAGGAAAGGGCACCCAAGGAGAUGGAUUAGACCCACUAGCUAAUAAGCUAGCAAAGACAGUUGACUUAGCAAAUGUAGAAGCUAGUGAAACAGAUAAAAUCCAAGCUGCAAUAACUCAGUCAACCCUCGAUUAUGACCCAUCCAAUUACCUUCGGAUAAAAGGAUCUAAUCAAGUUGGCGAGCUACCAGCAAACUACCGGUGCUACAAGUGUUUGCAACCUGGCCACUGGAUUAAAGACUGUAAAUUAAAUGCCCAACCAGAUUCGACAUUAGACAUAAAGAAGAGUACCGGGAUCCCAAGGAGUUUUAUGGUCCCAGUUGAGGGACCAGACGUACCUGGAGCCAUGAUGACCCCAACGGGACAAUUCGCCGUACCUUCGAUCGAACAUGAGGCGCGGAAAGAGCCGAUACGUAAAGUCACGGAACCAGUUGUCGUCGAGAAGCCUGCCAUCCCUCAUGAUUUGGUGUGCGGUGUAUGCAAUGACCUUCUUACAGAUGCAGUAUUAAUUCCUUGCUGCGGGAGCUCUUUUUGUGAUGAAUGUAUUCGAAAUGUACUUCUUGAAUCCGAAGAUCACCAGUGCCCUGACUGCUGGGAGAAAGAUGUUUCCCCAGAUACACUCAUCCCGAAUAGAUUCCUUCGCAAUUCAGUGAACACAUUCCGCAAUCAGACGGGCUAUGUGAAAGCGCAACCCGCUUCGAACAAAGCCCAGCCGGCGGCAGCGGCCGGCGAGAAGGCCUCCUCGCCGAAAAAAAUUGAAAGUCAACCUGAAUCUACGAUUGAAACAAACGAACACGAAAAGAGAUCCUCGCCGCCAUUGAUUGUCAAAGAACACGAUUUAACCAAAGAUGACACACGGUCUCCUUCUGAUGAACUAGAAAUUGUAGAGGAUUCAUCAAGCUCCGUCGUAACUCCUUUCCCAGCGAUUCCAGACCCCAUCGAGCAAUCCCACCCUCAGGGCAGUGCCAUUCCUUCACUUAGCAACCCGCUAACAACCACAUCCAAAUCUAACGUCAAAUUCAACCCAAAAAACCCGAACAACACCACCGUUGUCGAGGAGAACCUCCUGCCCAUUCCAAAUAUUGCCGAUUAUUCACGUUCCCAACCUAAUCCUAACAUUUGCCUUAAAGGUGAGGAAACGACCCACCAUGUGAGAAAAGACAAAUCGCAUUUCAAUUUCAACCGCCAUGAGAGGUCAGGAACUCCGACGGUCGACGAACACAACCACAUGGAACCGUCGAAGCGCUAUCAGAUAGAAUUGCUAGGUAGUAUGCGCCCCAGGAUGGUUCCGCCACGAAUGGUGCCGCCGAGGAUGGUUCCACAAAUGCCGCAGUUGAUGCAGAUGUACAACCACGGCAGUUAUAUGUAUCGUCAGGUGGCUCCUGUACGAUGGAGAGCUCCAGGCGGUAUGGUCAUGCCACCAUAUCUUCCAGACGUGGAUGAAUACGGCCACCGGGCUCCUCACAACAAUCGUUCGAGGCCAUGGACACCGUACUCAGGAUCACAGAAUGGUGUUCUACCACCUGCUGGGGCUUUGGAUGAUCCUCUGCAAUGCUAUCGCCAGUAUAUAUCAGACAAGGACAGACAGAAUAGGGCAAAAAGACGAUCCAGAUCGACUUCACGGUCGUAUUCUAGAUCUCCUUCUUCCAGGACGAGGGCCAGGAUUAGGUCCAGGACCCCAAGAUCAAGGACAAGAUCAAGGUCAAGAUCAAGAUCUCUGAGAUCAAGAUCUAGAUCGAGAUCGAGAUCCAGGUCGGCACACCAUCAUGUGCGCAAGAGGACAAGGAGCAGGAGCCGCUCUUUCUCUAUGAGCCGGUCAUCCUAUUCUGAUAGAAGCUUGAAUAGAACUCCAAGCCGAGAACGCCAUCUUUCCCCGGUGCGGAGGAGAGGGGAAUAUCGCCAUUCGCCGAGCUACAGGAGCUCUUCUCCCUCUAGAUAUUACACCCAGAAGUACAAAGACGAACUACAUAGCCACAAUGCGUCAAAGACUGUCGAAAGGAGGAGGCACGCUGUUAAACCUUCGGAUUAUUACACGUCCGACUAUACAAGGCACAGUGAGCGAUAUGAACCUCGUUACAUUCCGCCUUCCAGGGAGAGAGACAGGGAACGAGAUCAUGACAGAGAGAGGGACAGGGAUAGGGAGCGAGACAGAGACAGAGACAGGGAUAGGGACAGGGAUAGAGAUAGAGACAGGGACAGGGAUCGUGAUAGGGAAAGAGAGAGAAUUGACCGAGAACGGGAAAAGGAUAGAACUUAUUCCAAACGUUCGUACGAUGAAGAACCUAGAGAUCUCAAGUAUGACGAAGCAGAUCUCAGGUAUAAGGUUCCACCACUGAAUUGGGAAAAGGCGAGGGAUCAUGAACUCGAAUUAAGGAAACGGGAGAUGAGAGAGCAGCAAGAAUUUUAUGGAUCUGAUAAAUUAAGGAAGAGAGAACCUGUCAAGCCAGUCGAAAUUAUCGAGGGUACUACAAGGGAGAUUUAUCCACCUGGAGUGAUGGAAGAAGAAAGAGGCAGGGUACUUGUCGACGUCAAGAGAGAACCUAGUGAUGAGAAGGCUCCUUCGAAAUCCCCCGAGAAGGAGAAGAAGAUUAAAGAAAAGAAGAAAAAGAAGAAAGAAGAGAUAGAUAAAAAGAGGAAAAAAAGAAAGAGCAAGGAUAAAGCAGAUAGGAAAGACUCUGAGACGCUUAGUACAAACGAAAGUAUAGAACCCGGGACAGAAGAUGGUUUAGAAGAGGACUCAAUCAAGAGCAAAGAUGGAGAAUCAUCAUCAUCAAAGACAGACAGGGAAGGAACUGGUAGAAUUCAAGAAGAGCCCAAAGAGUUACCUGACAAAGAUGUUGUCCUCGCUCCAGUUCCUGAAUUGUCCAAAUGGGAAAAAGAAGAAGAAACUCUCAAUCUUUCCGAAGAGAACAACAUUUCUGGGAAUGAUGAGAGUAAGCAAGUCACUUCUGAAGUUCUCAAAAGGGCUGAAAAUGCAAUAUUUAAAAAAGUUGUCAAUCCACUGAAGACAAUAGAAACAAAGAAGCCAGAAAGGCGUUUAGAAGUUGUCAAAAAGGAAAAAUUGGAAACAAAACCACAACACAGGGAAGAGAGGAAAGUCACGGAAAAAGAAGCAGAAAGGCCAGAAAGGCACAGAGAGAAAGACAAAAGGGAUGAUAGAGAAAGGUACAGGGAGAGGAACUCUGAAAGAGAUGCUGAUAGGGAUAGAUAUAGGAAGUCAGAGAAGGAUGAUAGACAAGGGAGGCAUUCUUCUAAAGAUACUCCUCGUUCUGUUGCUCUACCCGUUAAACCGGAGAGCCAGGACAGGCAGAGAAAUACUGAUAAAAAAGAGCCACAGCCACAAAGGAUUUCUGCCAAGGAGAGACUUGGUGCCAAAGUUGAAGACAAACUUGUUGUUAAAAGAGAAGUUCGAGGAGACAGGAGGGAAAUUAAGUUCGAGAAAAUACCUCCAAAGAGUGUUGUGACAAAGGAGAGGUCAAGCAGGGACAAAGAAAAACCGAGAGAUCGUGAGAAAGAAAAAGAAAAGGAAAGGGAUAAGUGGGGAGAUAUGAAACUCGCCGAAAAAGUCAAACCUCCUGAACUCAAAAAAACAUUACCUUUGGAGGAAGUUUUUGAACCGGAUUAUGAAAAAUCUGACCAUGAAACGGAGAAAGAAGAAAAACCAGAACCUUCAAAAGCGGAAACUUCAAAACAGGAUUCUUCAACAGCUGAUUCCUCUAAAUUGGAACCGGCCAAAUCCGAAAUGUUAAGGGUGGCAGAAAACAAAAGAUCUCGUAGCGUCGAUGUAGAAAAAGAAACCAAAAAAAUGAAAGUAACUCAGGAAGAAGAGAAACAAGCUUCUUCUGGAGAUUCGAGUGUUAGUUCCGAUGAAUCGGAAAAGAGGCACAAGAAGAAGAAAAAAUCUAAAAAACACAGGAGGAAGAAAAAGAAGAAGAAGCACGGGCUGUCAUCAGACUCGGAUUCUUCGAGCUCAUCCUCUGAUUCAGAAGUGGAAAAGAAAAGGCGAAGGUAUAAACAUAGAAGCCACAAAAAGUCAAAGAAAAGGAAGAAGUCAAAAAAGUGAUUUGUUUUCUACUUCUAGAGGGCUAUCCCAUUUAUUACUUAAUGUACAUUAAUUACUUGUGUAUAUAUAUAUUAUAUGCUUGUCAUUUAUUUUAGUAAUUUGUGUAGAAAGUCAUUGAAAAAGAUGAUUUUUGUACAUUAAUGAAAACCUCUUUUUUUUCUUUUAAUAGUUGGAAUAAAAACUAUUUUUUAAUAUAAAUUUCAAUUUUGAACAAUUAAAUACGAUUUGUGAUUAUUUUCCGGGUGACUUGUGCCCGAUUGUAUAUUUGUACCUUGGCAAUUAAAUAAAGUUAAAUAUAAAUUAAAAUAAUUUAA
This is a messenger RNA of Cimex lectularius (bed bug), 4886 nucleotides long. RefSeq names its product E3 ubiquitin-protein ligase RBBP6 (gene snama). Gene Ontology annotation, molecular function: zinc ion binding; nucleic acid binding; ubiquitin protein ligase activity. Gene Ontology annotation, cellular component: nucleus. The coding region runs from base 229 to 4572 and encodes 1447 amino acids. NCBI's taxonomy places the organism in Eukaryota, Metazoa, Arthropoda, Insecta, Hemiptera, Cimicidae. The transcript is spliced from 17 exons. Gene Ontology annotation, biological process: protein ubiquitination; ubiquitin-dependent protein catabolic process; mRNA processing. The record is from RefSeq and is a predicted model, not a curated record.